AUGUCAUAUUUUUUCAAACUAAUGAAGAAUCAAACCAGUACCAAGUCUUCUGCAUUGGCAAGAUUAUCAUUGACAGCACAACAUUUGCACUUGUCUAGAUGUUCAUCAACAUCUACUACCCCAGAUAUCAUUCCAAUAAAUCAAGGCACCAAAUAUACUGCUGAUUAUGCCAAUUAUGCUACCACCCCUAACGGAAAAAUAGUGUCGUAUUUCCACGAUAUUGCAUUGAAUCUCAACAAGGACACCAGAGAAGCAAAUAUGGUUGUAGAAAUACCUCGUUGGACCAAUGCAAAGUUUGAAAUUAAUACUAAAACUGCCGGUAAUCCUAUAGUUCAAGAUAUCAAAAAUGGAAAAGUUCGUUUCGUGAAAAACUUGUUUCCUCAUCAUGGGUAUAUUCACAAUUAUGGUGCUUUCCCUCAAACAUGGGAAGACCCAACCACAAAGCAUCAUGGUCUUUUUGGUGAUAAUGAUCCUUUGGAUGUUUGUGAAAUCGGGUCCAAAAUUUUAUCAACUGGUGAUGUCAAAAGAGUUAAAGUGUUGGGCUCAAUUGCUUUAAUAGAUGAUGGUGAAUUGGACUGGAAAGUGAUUGUAAUAAAUGUAAACGAUCCAUUGUUUAAAAACGUCAACGAUAUAGAUGAUUUGGAUGAAAAAUGUCCAGGAUUAUUAGAUACUACUAGACAAUGGUUUCGAGACUACAAAUUAGCGGAUGGCAAACCACAAAAUGAUUUUGCAUUUAAUGGAGAAUAUAAGAAUGCAAGUGAAACAAUCGAGAUAAUUGAACAAUGCCAUAAGAGUUGGCAACAACUAAUCAAUGGAGAAACCAAAACUGAUAAAACCCCAAAUAUCACCAACACAACGGUUAAGAGUCUGCCAGGAUUUACUGAUACUAUUUCAGUACUGUUGAAUAAUCCAUCAAGAGCAAAUGCUGCUAUUCCAGUUGAUGUUGAAGCUAAUUAUUUUAUCAAGACAAGUUGA
Messenger RNA from Candida dubliniensis CD36, 975 nucleotides. Its product is annotated as inorganic diphosphatase. Gene Ontology annotation, biological process: phosphate-containing compound metabolic process. The coding region runs from base 1 to 975 and encodes 324 amino acids. Gene Ontology annotation, molecular function: magnesium ion binding; inorganic diphosphate phosphatase activity. The record is from RefSeq and is a predicted model, not a curated record. The transcript has a single exon. Gene Ontology annotation, cellular component: cytoplasm; nucleus. Lineage: Eukaryota; Fungi; Ascomycota; Pichiomycetes; Serinales; Debaryomycetaceae.